AUGGCUGCUUCUCUCCUCCAUUCCCUUCUCUUAUUCUCUCUCCUCUGUAUCUCAUUCUCUGUGGCUGAACCCUCUUUCAGGCCUAAGGCCCUUGUUCUUCCUGUAUCCAAAGAUGCUUCAACUCUCCAAUACAUCACCCAAAUCAACCAAAGGACCCCUCUUGUCCCGGUAAGUGUGACCCUUGAUCUUGGUGGCCAGGACUUAUGGGUGGAUUGCGAUCAAGGCUAUGUUUCUUCAACCUAUCGUCCCGCCCGGUGUCGCUCAGCUCAAUGCUCACUUGCUAAGUCUACUUCCUGUUCAGAGUGUUUCUCUACCCCUAGGCCAGGAUGCAAUAACAACACAUGUGGUCUCUUCCCAGGCAACACCGUGACUCGCAUCGCCACCAGCGGUGAUCUUGGUUCCGACGUUGUAUCCAUCAAAUCCACCGACGGGAAAAAUCCCGGCAGGACUGUUUCUGAGUCCCAGUUUCUGUUUGUUUGUGGAUCAACAUUUCUGUUAGAAGGUCUUGCUAGUGGUGUCAAGGGCAUGGCUGGCCUUGGGAGGACUCGAAUCUCACUUCCUUCUCAAUUCUCUGCUGCUUUUAGUUUUCCUAGAAAAUUUGCCGUUUGUCUGAGUUCUUCAACAAGGUCUAAUGGCGUCGUCUUCUUCGGUGAUGGUCCUUAUGUUUUUCUUCCCAAUAAAGAUGUCUCAAGGUCCCUUAUCUACACCCCACUGAUCAUCAAUCCAGUAAGUACUGCAUCAGUUUACUCUUCAGGUGACCGUUCUGCUGAAUACUUCAUUGGAGUAAAAUCCAUCCAAAUCAAUGAAAAAUUGGUGCCAAUAAACACAACCCUUCUGGCUAUAAACAGUGAAGGCUAUGGAGGAACUAAGAUCAGCACUGUGAACCCAUACACAGUGUUGGAAACUUCAAUCUACAAUGCUGUGAUUAAUGCUUUUGUGAAAGAGCUCUCCAAUGUUCCAAGGGUGGCUGCAGUGGCACCCUUUGGGGUAUGCUUUGACGCCAAGAAAAUCGGAAGCACCCGUGUUGGUCCGGCGGUGCCGCCUAUUGAUCUUGUUCUACAGAGCCAGAGUGUGUACUGGAGGCUCUUUGGAGCAAACUCAAUGGUGCAAGUUAGUGAGACUGUGUUGUGUCUAGGGUUUGUGGAUGGAGGGGUGAAUCCGACGACCUCCAUAGUAAUUGGAGGGCAUCAAAUUGAGGAUAAUCUUCUGCAGUUUGAUCUGGCUGCAUCAAGACUAGGGUAUCAGUCUAAAUCAUCUUUAUGUUUCUUGGCUCCUGUUUCCCUCCUGCAGUCCUUCCCGAAAGGAGUUCUAGGCGUUGCCGGACUUGCAUGGGCUCCACUCUCUCUUCCGUCCCUAUUCAAUCUUUUAUCCGUCGGAAUAAAAAAGAAAUUUGCGAUUUGUUUGUCUUCCACAUCUUCGGCUCCGGGGGUGAUUUUCUUCGGAUAUGGGCCAUACUAUCUCCUCCCACCCACGAAUUUGGAUGCAGCAAGCAUUCUCUCUUACACUCCAUUGCUAAAGAAUCCCAAAUCACCAGACUAUUAUAUCAGCGUCAAAGCCAUUUCUAUCAACGGAAAGAACUCCCCAAUUUCAACAAUCACAAUGGCACUGAACCCAUUAGGCCACGGUGGCGUAAAUCUGAGCUCUGUAGUCCCUUACACCACACACAGGAGUGAUAUUUACAAACCAUUUCUCAAGAGCUUUUCACAGGAAACUAAGGGCAUUCCUCGAGCCAAGACGGUGGAGUCAUUUAGUCUCUGUCUUAGAACUAGUGCAAUUGGAUUCAGUCGCGUUGGUCUGCGAGUUCCAGAGAUUGAUUUGGAGUUGGGUAGUGGGAAAACCUGGACAAUCUAUGGAGCUAACUCCAUGAAGCAAGUUGGGCCUGAAGUGGCGUGCUUGGCGUUUGUAGACGGUGGAGUGACGGCUGAACAAGCGGUGGUGAUUGGAUCAUUUCAGAUGGAGAAUAAUCUUCUAGUGUUUGAUCUGGGUCAGUUAAGGUUAAGGUUCAGUUCUUCCUUGUUCUUUGUGAGAAUCACUUGA
Molecule: messenger RNA, 2037 nt
Organism: Ilex paraguariensis (yerba mate)
Lineage: Eukaryota; Viridiplantae; Streptophyta; Magnoliopsida; Aquifoliales; Aquifoliaceae
Source: the annotation of a GenBank genome assembly